Messenger RNA from Caenorhabditis remanei, 1107 nucleotides. RefSeq lists its product as uncharacterized. Bases 1 to 1107 code for a protein of 368 amino acids. Lineage: Eukaryota; Metazoa; Nematoda; Chromadorea; Rhabditida; Rhabditidae. Gene Ontology annotation, molecular function: G protein-coupled receptor activity. Gene Ontology annotation, biological process: adenylate cyclase-activating adrenergic receptor signaling pathway. The transcript has 7 exons. Gene Ontology annotation, cellular component: membrane. The record is from RefSeq and is a predicted model, not a curated record.
AUGGAACGGGAUUUAAGAGGUCGACCGCAGUACUAUCUGAUAUUCUCUCUGGCCGUCGCGGACUUGUUGGUCGGCAUGAUAGUCACUCCACUCGGCGCGUGGUUCACCGUCACCGGCACCUGGAAUCUCGGAGUGAUCGCGUGUGACUUCUGGAUAUCGGUCGAUGUGUUGGUUUGCACAGCUUCUAUACUUCAUCUAGUGGCAAUUGCUCUGGAUAGAUAUUGGUCCAUCACUGAUAUCUGUUAUGUACAAAAUCGGACACCGCGGCGGAUCACGUUGAUGUUGGCAAUUAUUUGGUUCACCUCGUUGCUCAUUUCGUUGGCUCCGUUCGCUGGAUGGAAGGAUGAGGGGUUCAGUGAUCGGGUGCUCAAGUCACAUGUCUGCUUGAUAAGUCAACAAAUCAGCUACCAGGUGUUCUCCACGGCCACCGCCUUCUACAUCCCACUCAUCGCCAUCAUCGUAGUCUACUGGAAAAUCAUGCGUGCCGCGAAAAAGAGAUUCAAACGAGAACGCGACCGACGUACAGUAAUCCGUCCGCCGCCCGACGCGAUCGACGAAAAAAAGGCGAUGAUGCCGAAGAAAUCGAAGAAAUGUCCGUUACCACCGGCAGUGGUGAUAUCGGAUAUUCAGAAUAAUGGAGGAUCUGUGAAGAAUAAUUCGAUCAAGAAUCCCCCACGACACCACGAAUCGAGUUCAUCGGCUUCUGAAGAGGAACGAACGAUGACGAUGACGAAUUGUGGCGGCGGAGGUGACGUGGCGACACAGGAGACAAAAAUCGAUGGAGAAGAUGGGCGGGGCAAAGCGGGAAUUAUCAAAAGGAGGCGGAGGACGAAAGAGUCGAAUGAGAUGAAGAGGGAAAGGAAGGCUUGGCGGACGUUGGCUAUUAUUACAGGUACAUUCGUGGCGUGUUGGACGCCAUUCUUCCUUGUCUCCAUAUACCGCCCGAUUUGCGGAUGUCAAAUUUCACCGGUCCUCGAACAGGUCACAUUGUGGUUAGGUUACUUGAACUCGGCACUCAAUCCCAUCAUCUAUACCGUAUUCUCGCAGGACUUCCGUGCCGCAUUCAAACGAAUCAUCAAACGGAUGUGUCUCAUACAUGAUUAUUGA